Anguilla rostrata (American eel) is the source of this 6762-nucleotide messenger RNA. It is a transcript of the gene npy4r, whose product is annotated as neuropeptide Y receptor Y4. Gene Ontology annotation, cellular component: neuron projection; plasma membrane. Gene Ontology annotation, molecular function: neuropeptide binding; neuropeptide Y receptor activity. Gene Ontology annotation, biological process: G protein-coupled receptor signaling pathway. NCBI's taxonomy places the organism in Eukaryota, Metazoa, Chordata, Actinopteri, Anguilliformes, Anguillidae. The record is from RefSeq and is a predicted model, not a curated record. Bases 200 to 1291 code for a protein of 363 amino acids. The transcript has 2 exons.
GCAGCGGCGUUUUGGAUGAGCUGUGGUGGUCUGAUGGUGGAGGCAGCAAGUCCAGCAAGGAGGGAUUUGCAGUCGUUCAGAAGGAGACCAGCCCCUGGACUAAGAGCGCUGGCUUGAGCAGGUGGUUCUCUGCGGCAGGCUUUUGUUCCGGGUUCGAGGCCGUGCCACUGAGCCGCGGGCGGAAGCCCCGCUGGGCAGCAUGAACAGGACGCAGCGCCCGAGCCUCGAGUCCUGCCUGCUGGAGGACUGCCUGAUGUCGCCGGGCCUGACGGUGUUCCUGGCCGUCUCCUACGGCGCGGUCAUGCUGCUGGGGCUUCUGGGAAACGCCUGCCUGAUCUGCGUCAUCGCCCGGCAGAAGGAGAAGGCCAACGUCACCAGCAUCCUCAUCGCCAACCUGUCGGUGUCGGACGUGCUGGUGUGCGUGUUCUGCCUGCCCGUCACCGUGGCGUACACGCUGAUGGACCACUGGGCCUUCGGCGGCACGCUGUGCCGGCUCAUGCCCUUCGUACAGUGCGCCUCGGUCACCGUCUCCGUGCUGUCGCUGGUGCUGAUCGCGCUGGAGCGCCACCAGCUGAUCCUCAACCCCGGCGGCUGGAAGCCCAGCGCGCCGCAGGCCUACCUGGCGGUGGUGCUGAUCUGGACGCUGGCCUGCUUCACCUCGCUGCCCUUCCUGGCCUUCCACACGCUGACGGACGAGCCGUACCGCAGCCUGCCGCCGCCGCUGCGCGACCGGGAGGCGUGCACGGAGAGCUGGCCGUCGCGCGCGCACAAGCUGGCCUACACCACCUGGCUGCUGCUCUUCCAGUACUGCGCGCCGCUGCUCCUCGUGCUGGUCUGCUACCUGCGCAUCUUCGCCCGCCUGCGCCGCCGGCGGAACAUGCUGGAUCGCGGCGGCGGCGGCGGCAGCGGAGGCGGAGCCGCCGAGAACCGCCGCGCCACCCGCAGCCGCCGCGUCAACGUCAUGCUCGCCGCCCUGGUGGCCAGCUUCGCCGUCUGCUGGCUGCCGCUCAACGCCUUCAACGCGGUGGCCGACUGGCACCACGAGGCGCUGCUCGACCACCACGACCUGGUCUUCUCGCUCUGCCACCUGCUGGCCAUGGCCUCCACCUGCGUCAACCCCGUCAUCUACGGCUUCCUCAACAGCAACUUCAAGAAGGAGGUGAAGGAGGCCCUGCUGCACUGCUGCCGGCGCCCCCUGGAGGACAAGUACGAGCACUUCCCGCUCUCCACCAUGAACACCGAGCUCUCCAAGACCUCGCUGCGGAUAAACUGCCGCAACAACUCCGUCUGAAGGCCCGGCCGCACCUGCGGAUGGUUCCGGAAAGCGCUGGGGACGCACUUGCCCGGACUGGUCUGAGACUGAAGUUCAAGCCGAAUACUUUCUAGCAGUUCCAAUCGAGGUUGUUAGGAAUUAGCUUUUGAGUGGAUAUCCUAAGUGACGGGACUAUACCUCUUUGGGAAGUGUGAGUUUGUUUUGAAGACGGGCCACGCAUUAUGCAUAAAGAAGGCAUCGGUUUUGUGGUUGUGACGAUACUCAAGAGCAUCAGCGUUUAAACACAAGUCUGUAAAUGAAUGCACCUCGGCCAGCUUCACUGGGUGGGUACACUUCCUGAUAAAGUACACUGAGAACAAUUUAUAUAAAGUACAGCCUAUUUAUGGUGCAAUUACAGUAUAAAUGAAUCAACAGAUAGCUACUUGUGCAGUAUUGGUGUUAUACUGUAUGUGUACUGUGAAGUUACAGUGUUACAGUUGUCCCCAUACGUGUAUUCUGAAAGUCUGUGUGUUAAAACAGUUAAUGAAGGGGAUAAAGUAUCUUUAAAAAAAGGUUCUUUGCUUAGAAGAAAAAUAUAAUUGGUUGAAUGUAUGCAUUUUACUUUUCAAAAAUGAAUGUACUAUUUACUAAUAUGUAAAAUGCACUAGAACCAAAAGUAGAUGCUACAAUCUGCAGUUAAAUCACAUACUGAUAGUACAUACCUUUGUAAAUAUAUAUUUUAAAGAAGUAAUAUUUCAAGGAACUUUAAAUUAUUUGGCUUUGUUUUUUUUUUCUUAAAAUAUUUCCUGUUAUUUUAUUUCAACAGAAACAUUUGCUAAAAUGGUAGGAUAUACAGGAUUUUGUAGAAUAUGCUUUGCAUGUCACUUUCAAAGUUGCUUUCAUAAUAUCAGAAAUGCAAAGGGAAAUGGUUUCAGAACUAAUGGUUUCAGAAUUGCACCAUUUCUUUCCCACCCAGAAUUCUUUUAUGAAACUUUACACAUAAGAACACAGUAUUGUAUACACAGCAAUUAAAUUAUUCCACACAAGAAAAGCAUGUUUUGUUUGAUUAAUGCUUUUUGAAGAGUAGAUUUUUUUGGAAUGCUUUAAACAAAAAAAAAUUUCUAAGCCAGUGUUCUAGAGCUACUUUUCUUUCUGUUACCAGUAGUGAUUGUUACAUCAACAUUAGAAUGCUCAGUUAAGAACAUUCUAAUCACGUAUUCGUCAUCUUACACCUUGAAGGGUUAAUGUAUUUUCAGAACAACAUGCCCUGUAGGCAUGAGCUACAUAGACUACUGUAAAAUAUGGUGUAACUAUUUCAUGCUAGUAACCGUGCAUCAAACUUACAUGCUGUGACGGCUGAAUAAACCAAAAAGGAAAACAACUCAAAACACAAAACAUGUCCGUGAUUUAUCUGGAUUUAAUUAAAGUCUGGAUUAAACCAGCUUUGUUUUUCUCCGCUGGUCUGGAUUUAAGAGAGCUUGAUUGCUAUCCUACAUGACUGUCCGUGGCCUGGCACUGAGAUUACGUUUGAUGUUGAAACGAAAGCCUUCUGUGGAUCAAAUCUGUCCUGGAGAAAUAUGGGUCUUUUCCCCUGUGCUAAUUUGGUUUUGAUAGAUCACCGUUGUCACAUAUCUGAUAUUGCCCGGAACAAUAUUUAAUGAAGAGAAAUAGUACAUGUUUUUCUGUAAUGAUAAAUAAAUGUAAACCGGUCAUUUUCACUAAUGUGACUGGUCAUAUGGGCUUCUUUAAUGCAUCAGUUAUUUAAAUAUUGUUUUCUCAUGAUCAAAUAUCUGAAUGUUUCAAGACAGUAAUCUUUCCAUUAUUGCAAAUGCCUCCAAUACCCUAAUUAAAAAUAAAACUAAAAGUAAAAAACAGUCAUGCACAGCAUAUCGACUUGAAUUAACGCUCUCCACUAGCAAAUUAUUCAUAUCCGUAAUCAAUAUAUCUGUUCAACAGGAGAACUUACAGUAUAUAAUUUUAUAGUGCUUCAUGAAGUUACACUAAUAAACUGGCACACUUUAUGAACCAGCAAAUGCUAUGUGACCUUUAAUGUUACAUCUAUCAUGUGAGGAAUACUGCCUUUAACAGACUCUUCUCAUACAUUUCUGACUCACCUGACAUUUGGUAUACAUGACCUUUGACCUCUGUCCUCUUCUCUGUGUAGUUUCUUCAUUUGAAGAAAAAAAAACCCCAUAUGAUGGCCACUGACCUAUGAAAUUUAAUUUCUAAAUAGUGUACGAUAUCAAAAAAUUCUAAGGUCAACAGUUUGACCUUUUGUGUAGAAUGUGUUUGACCCAUGUUGUCACAUACAAUUCCCUGGUACAUGUUUUUAUGUUCCGGACUGUUAUUUUACUCUCUCAGCCCCCCCCCACACCCCCCCAAUUACAUGCUGCUAGUCUGUAUUUUAAAAAAAAAAAUAGUAUUUGUACCAGCAUAAGCUGCAGGCAACAACCUUUGCUAUUAGCUUGUUCCACUGAGCAGUGCUUCUUCUGAAUGUGACACAGGUGUUCUAUCAAAACAGUUAUGAACAGAUGUGUUAUUUUUGUAUAUGCUUAACAUGUCUGCAGCUGCUCUUUGUUCAUUGUUUGGAAUUAGCAAAGUCUUCACAGAAAUACAGCUUCAUGAUUGAUUGAUAUGUAUUUAAGAUGUCUGAUUAGUAUUGAAAAAUACCUGCAUUCAGUUUGGAGAAUGGGCCUUGGGAUUCAAAACAAACAAACAAAAAAUAUCACUCUUGUGCAUGCUAAUGUAUGUCAUCACUAGGAUGUAUUGCAGCGAAGACAGGCAUAUUCAUUGUAUAUCAAUGUAUUGGUAUUUCAAUGACUGUCGAACAACUCACUAGUAAGUAACACACACACACGCACACAGAAAGCUCCCUUGGGCAGCCAGAGGGAAUAUAAUAUAGGUCUACCAUAUAAAAUAAAUUACAAUGACAUUCCAAAUAUGUCCCACCGUAGUGUUUUUCAAAGCCUGAAUUAGCUUCAGCUGCUAGGUCGGCUGCUUAUUGGACUGCCAGCUGGUUUUGGCUGCAAAAAUUAAUUCACCUGUCAUUUGCAAGCUGCUGUUUGUUAGCUUGUUAGCUUAGAGGAAUGUUAAUUGUUUGAAUAUUGUUAGGUGCUCCAACUGAAAAAUGUUAACUUACUCCAACACAAAGGGAGUCAACUCCAUAUGUGUAUGUACUGGGGAACCUAUCCAGCGUAAGUUCUCAACAAGCUGAACGGAAGUGUUCUUUGCAACUUUUAAAAGAAAACACACAAGAGUAUCUUUGGGUUUUUUUUUUUUUGGGGGGGAGGGUGGGGGGCAGAAUAUUUCAUAUUCUGCCACAGCUCAGUUUUGAUUAGUUUCACUGUUGCUGUACUUACUGUCACACUGGUGUUGCUUUACAGCUUAUUGUACUUUAGCCAUUUUGCAGUGUAGAAUUUUAAUAAUUAAACUCUCAGUUAGCCAACGUCUGUAUACACUGGCAUGGAUGUGUCAAGACAUCUUCCUAGCCAAGGCCUGUGUAUGACAUAGUUUUAAUGGUUGCAUGCAUUUUCAGCUGGAAGCCAAGUCUUACAUACAGGAGAAGAGCACUCAGUGUUUCACUCAGUCAGUAUGGUAUUGGUGAUGUUUAUUGUGGUAGUAGUUAUCAAACGAAUAUAUUGCUUGAUUAGUUACAAUAUGUAUAAUUUUUAAAUUCUGUUGUGCGCCACCAGACCAGUCUUCUGAUUUGGCACUGUAAUACGAUUCCCAGCAAGCAUUUUGGCAGAACAUUAUAUACAUCAUUGACAAAUGGUUUGCAAUGAACUAUGGGAUCUUGAGGCAGGAGAUACACCUACAUGCCUGUACACAUUUUAAAGAUAAACAAUGUGAACAUCAUAUUGAUAUGUGAGAAGCUUGAUUGACAGAGGACACAUACCUGCACUUGUUUGUGUUAGUGUUAAUCAGUUUAACCUACAGAGUCUUAGUUAAACUAUGUGGUUGUUCCCUGCACUUGGAACCGUACUUCUCUCUAAGGUUUUCAACACACUUGUUCCUGGUUAUGGUCAUACACUUUGUUGUACGUCGCUCUGGAUAAGAACGUCUGCCAAAUGCCUGUAAUGUAAUGUAAUGUAACUUGUACAGACAAUUGACUUUGAAAUUGUAUAUACAUUUAUUAGAAGCCAAGUGCAUGAAUGAAAUUGUACAUCUACUACUGCUCAUAUUAAUCAGGGAUGGAGUUGCUUUUUCAUUUUUUAGGUGAAUUUUUUAUUUAAAUCUGCUUUCUUCUGUUUAUUUGUUUUGUACUUGUGUGCAUUACGCUGUAUGGCUAUGUCAAAUACUUUGAGUCGGAAAAAUACAAAAUGCAAUAGAAAAAAAGUGCUUUGCGGAAAAAACUUCUUCUCCUUCUUCUUCUUAUUAUUUAUGAGUGAGUGCUUCACUGUGCUGACAAACAUUUUGCCAGAGGUCAUUUAGAACCACAUUUAGUGUCCCAGGAAACUGGACAGAUUAUGCAUGAGAUCAAAUGAGAAAGCCAAUUAUACUGAAAGAACUUGCACAGUAAUAAGAGCGUGUUGCAGGUCGACUUUUUAAAGCAUAAUUGACUUGAUAAGAGAAAUAGUACUUCAGAAAAAUAAGGAUUUUAAGGCUUUUUCUAGAAAUUUUGAGAGGACAUGUUUAUUGGCAAGUGUACAACAAAAAUGAAGAGUUACAUUAUAUGUUACCUCUCCUGAUUUCAAUUUGCUCUUACAGAGAUGGGAUGUGAAGAGGCAUGUUUUAGAACUACACAGAAUGGGACCUGCACUGGCCCUGAAUGGUCUAUGAAUAUAGAUGAGAUUUUUCCAUUGUACUAAAAAAAUAUCAUAUUACACUGCUUUAAUGUAGCAACUGCUCUUGCUUUUUGAACUAUGGUCAUUGGUUUUUAUGAAUUACAUCCGUGACAAAGGUGUUUCAUCAAUCGAGGCCAAACCAGGACCCUUUGAUGGAGGAUACUGAAAAGUGUUCUGCCAAGAAUACAACAUAUCGACAUUUAGCUCUGUGUUUUGGUGUAAUGUGGUUUUAAAAUGUAUUCAGUUUAAAAAUGUGAAUGUGCGCUGCAUUAAACAUGGAGCUCAGUGUACACGCUACACUGUAGUAUACUGACAGAAGAUUUUGAUUGGUAAAUGCAAAAGGUUUUGAUGAAUUUGCCUAAGAUAAAUGUUGAAUGCACCAAUUUCUUGGCCUCAAUUAAACAAAAGCUCGGAACUGACAGUCCAAUUUUCUGUUUUGGGAGAAAUCGCAUAAAAAAUGUACCUUGUAUGUUUUAUAGUGUGGUCAUUAAAGAUCCCAUGACACUAUUCGCAAAGAGUAGGGGGUUACCCGGUGUUCUGACUAAAAUCCCAGAACUGGCUCUUGCAAAAAACUUGCCACCUAAUCAUCCCCUGAUUUAAUUGGCUAAAAAAAUGUUCUCUGCCUCCAGUGGAGCUGGUUUUGUUGGCUGAUCCCUACAGUACAUUUAGACAAAGCCGUCAGCUUGCUUUGCAUAACAAUAAAUGUUAGAUUUCUUAAGAGAAAAC